Raphanus sativus (radish) is the source of this 1256-nucleotide messenger RNA. RefSeq lists its product as uncharacterized. Gene Ontology annotation, cellular component: chloroplast thylakoid membrane. Lineage: Eukaryota; Viridiplantae; Streptophyta; Magnoliopsida; Brassicales; Brassicaceae. Bases 87 to 1256 code for a protein of 389 amino acids. The record is from RefSeq and is a predicted model, not a curated record. Gene Ontology annotation, biological process: response to photooxidative stress; photosystem I assembly. The transcript has a single exon.
AUAUAAGUAUCAAUCAAUCUCUUUUCGUUGUCUAUUUCAAAUCAGUGCUCAUUCAUUUUCAGACCAAGUUAAGAAAAAUUAAAAAAAUGGCGUCAGAUGUUCUCAGCUUCAGGGACGAUAGUAGUCAGGAGGAUUGGCAUGACUUUGAGGUUCUUGGUCGUGGAGACGAGCCCAAGAUUCUGAUCAAGAAGUCAAGUAUGCAUUCUGACUCCGAGAGACGAAUCUCUGUUGAUCCUAAAUCUCUAUUGUCAAGAAACGGGAGCUUGGACAUGAUAUCCUCAAGGCCUAAAGACAUCGACGACGUGGCAUUGUCUCAGCCGUUGGAUCAUCAAGAUAAGACUAAGUUCAUGAGCUGCAGCCUCCCAAACUCAGUAGCCAUGUCACCUAGACAUAGCACGAGUCAUAACUGGAAGGACAGAACCACAGAGCAAGUUCUUGACCUAAUGCUUGUUCAAGACGCGGCCGCUGCGUUUCGAAGAAGCAAAUCUUGCGGUGAAGGAUGUGCUUGCCAGCCACCACUCGAUGUCGACAUGACGGUGCACAAAUCAAGAAGUAGACAUCAUCAUCAUCAUCACCAUGACUUCUCUUCCUCUAACGCCAAGAGUCUCUCUCAGACGAGCAGUACAAACAACUCUUUCUACUCAAAAACAGACUCUAACAAAAGCAACAUCAAUACCGCUAAUGCGAAAAGCAUCAACACGUUGGAAGACAGGUUCAAAUGCAGCGCUUUGUGUCUCUACCUACCAGGUUUUAGCAAAGGAAAACCCAUCAGAUCAUCUCGUAAAGGUGACUCCUCGUACACUAGAACCACCACGAUGACUUCUACUCGAUCAAUGGCAAGAACCGCUUCCAUGAGAGACACUGCGGUGCUGUCCGCUCGAGCCUCACUAGAGCGGUUCGAGUGCGGUUCAUGGACGUCUUCAGCUAUGAUAUACGAGGACAAUGCUGAUCUCGGUGGACAUUUUUUCGACUUGCCUUCUGAACUGAUUAAAGGUGGUCCGGGUGGCAACGAUCAAGAUGAUCCUGUUUCCGCGGCUUUCGUGUUCGACAAGGAACCUAACUUAGAGAAAGAGAUCAAAGGGGUGUUGAAGACUUCUGGAUCGAAAUCAAGAAGAUCUAUGGAGUCGCCACGUCACGUUCGGUUCUCGACCUCGUCGCCGGUUUCUUAUCCGACGUCACCGACACAUUCAAUCACGCCGCGGUUGCUACAAGCCACCGGGGGUUUUAGUGGUUUCAUGGAAGUUCAAACCGUGUAA